Molecule: messenger RNA, 2505 nt
Organism: Heterobilharzia americana
Lineage: Eukaryota; Metazoa; Platyhelminthes; Trematoda; Strigeidida; Schistosomatidae
Source: the annotation of a GenBank genome assembly
GUUCGCUUGAAAGGUAUUGAAUAUUCUACUUCCACUUACAGGUGGCAUAUACGAGCGUGGCGUUGCUCAGGUAUUUAGUGCCUCGUUGUAAUUAUCUCCAAUCCACAUGUUUAUUCAUCCAUAUGUUAUUUAGUCCUGUCGAUACCCCUACAUUGUCGCUGAUACGAAGUCAAGCUCAAUUGUGAUAAUUUUGUGAAUGUUUCGUGUGAUUUCACAUGUGCAUGCGAGUCUCCCCAACUGAUUCCGGUAAUAGCGGAAUCUUAUUCGUUGGAUUCAAUCAGGAUUAUGGUUGUUUUGCAGUCGGUAUGCAAAAUGGAUUUCGGAUUUUUAAUUCUGAUCCUUUAAAACAACUGCAACGUUAUGAAUUUGAUAUCCGAGACGGCACCGGUGUGGGAUAUAUUGAGAUGUUGUUUCGUACAAACUUGCUGGGUAUAUUGGGUGGUGGUAAUCAUUCACGCUUGUCAAGCAAUGUAGCUUGUUUAUGGGAUGGAUUAAAACAACAAUUCCUUUUGGAAAUCACUUGUGCAACAGAUGUUCGAGGUGUUCGUCUGAGACAUGAUCGAAUAAUAGUAGUUCUUGUAAAUGCAAUCAAAGUCUACACUUUCAGUCCAUCUCCUCAAUUGGUUUUUGAAUCGAAGACAUGUUCAAAUCCUUUAGGAUUAUGCUAUGUUUGUCAAAGUGUUGAUAAUCCUUUGGUUGUGUUUCCUGGACGACGACCUGGAGCUGUAUUACUUGUACAUAUUGGAAAUAUUGGCAGUAGUGUUAAUGUGAAUAGUAGUAAUGUCAGUGGGAGUAGUACUACUAACAUUGCCAGCAGUGGAAGUAGUAGCAGCAGUAGCACCAGUACUACCAAUAAUAGUACUACAAACAUCGGAGGUAAUAAUAAUAUUGGAAGCUCAAGUACAAUUCCUAUUAGCGCUAUAUGUCCUUCAUCUACAAAUGCAACAAAUAUGCCUCCAAGACAAAUAAUAGCACAUGAAAAUCCACUUGCUUCAAUUAGCUUAAAUCGUGAUGGAUAUUUACUUGCUACAGCAUCACAGAAGGGCACUUUAAUUCGUGUCUUCUCUACCAAAGAUUGUAGUUUACUUCAUGAAUUACGACGUGGAACUAGUCAAGCUACAAUUACCUCGUUAUCAUUUAAUAAAGAUAGUGAAUUAUUAUGCGUUACUAGUGAACGUGGUACUGCGCAUAUAUUUUGUCUUACAAAAGAUACAUCAUGUAAUCCUCGUAAUAUGCCAACCGGGAGUAAUAGUCCUCGUUUCAUGAAACCUCCAGGAUCUGGAUCUUUAAGAACCAAGUAUUCUUUUCGUCAUUGGUCGGAUGAUUUGUGCAACAGGCCCACAGAUUCCUACAUCAAAAUGCUCACAUACUGCGUGAUAUGUUUUACGUUUCGACCUUAUGGUAUUGACAAUUGAAAUCUGAAAGGGAAUUGGAAUUAUGCUGAAUUUUAAACCAAUGAACCAGUAACUCAAGGGUUAUUAGUUCGAAUCCCGCUGUGUAUAGGGAUUUCUUCAAUUUUCAGUUAUCAUGCUGCUGUAUAGAAACCAAUUAAUUUUUUCCAGGUAAAGCUAUUUCAGAUAGUCUUUUUAAUAUUUAUUCUCUUUCAAAACUAGUUUAUUAGUGUUUUUGCUAUUGAAAACCCUUCACUUUCAGUUCAGGUAAGCUCUUUCCACGUUCUCUAUUUUCUACUACAAGCCAUGUGCGAUGUGUUUUGGAAACUAAAUUCAAAGCAAUAUGCGCCUUCAGUGUCGUCAGUCCUGAUACACUAAUAGUCCUAGCUGCAGAUGGAUCCUACUAUAAGUAUACCUUUACAGCGAAUGGUACAGUAACACGUGUAACAUAUGUCAAUUUUCUUGAUUUCUAUGAUGAUGAAACAGAUUUUUGAUUACUUUCUCAACAAUUUGUUCAUCCACCUUAACCUUGUUCCACCUGGAUGCCUUCUUCUGCUGAUGGUUAUCCAGUUCAUUUCAUCAGCUGAUACAUCAGUGUCAGUCACCUCUUCCAUUUUUGUUGAUGUUUUCGGGGGAAAAAAUUUGGAUUCAAUUUUUGUUACUUUUGGGUGUGUGUGUGUGUGUGUGCAUGGGUCUGUGUAAGUUAUUUACCUUUUUGACUUUCUUAUCACUGUCUCUCGAUGUUGAUGGUGAUGACUAACUGGAAAUUUCUUGAGUUAUUUCUUUUUGAUUCUCUGCUAAUUUUUAGUUUUUUUUUGUAAUUCCUUUUCUUUUCUAUCAUUUCCUUUUUAAUGGGGUGUUCACUUAUUCAAUGAAAGUUCAAUGUAAUCAUCAUAAUUAUUAAAUGUGUAUGCAAUUAUGUACUAUGUGUAUAUGAUUGGGUGUUGUUCAUUGACAAUUGGUUCACAAGUAGUCCAAUACAACAGAAUUGUGGUAAUUUCAAUGAAAUAUUUAACUGGAAUGUUUAGAAAUGAUCACCUGUUUUUGAUUAUUGUUAUAUGGAAUACAGAUAUAUUUGAAAAGUUUCAUAUGAUAUAAAUAAUGCUUUAUUUCA